Messenger RNA from Erythranthe guttata (spotted monkey flower), 1026 nucleotides. RefSeq lists its product as uncharacterized. NCBI's taxonomy places the organism in Eukaryota, Viridiplantae, Streptophyta, Magnoliopsida, Lamiales, Phrymaceae. The record is from RefSeq and is a predicted model, not a curated record.
ACAAACGCAUCCUUCCUCUGUUCCCGUACGCCAUGGCUACCUCCGCCACUUCCUCAUGCAAGGCGUUGUUGAGCAAGAUCGGUUGCAAUCGGCUGCUGAAUCCGCCGCGGAAGGGUGUUUUCGCGCAGGAAAUUAGCAGCAAUCUACAAAAAAGGUUUCCUUUUGCAACUAGCACUCGUACUGUAUUCGAAAGAUGGUGUAAAAAGUAUGAAAAAACGUAUGCUUCUGAGGAAGAAAAAGAGCACAGACUGAAGGUGUUUGAUGAAAAUCGCGAAUACGUGAAACAGCAGCAUGCGUUAGGUAAUCGCACAGUCGGUCUGAAUGGGUUAGCUGAUAUAAGUUUUGAGGAGUAUAAAGCCCUUUAUACUAGGAGGACAGGUUGUCCAAAUGGAGCCCUUUAUGUGAGAAAUUUGGGAAAGGGACAAGUGAUACAUUGCCCUUCCUUCGAGGUGUGGAGGGAGCAGUUGGAGAAGGGUGCCAACUCCGGAAAACUGGUAGUGUUGGAUUUCACAAAGUCGUGGUUCGAUCCAUGCCGUUAUAUUCAUCCCAAGUUUGCCAAGAACGCAAAUGUUAUCUUCAUCAAGAUGAAUCUUGAUGAUACAUAUCGGAAUAUGAAUAUUGCUGAGCUUGGGACUAUUUAUAAGGCAUUCAAAGCGGAUGGAUUGCCCUCUUUUAUGGUCCUAAAAGACGGGAAGGAAGUGGACAGGGUUGAGGGUAUGGAGUACGGUGUUAUGGAGAAACAGCUGCAUGCCAUAUUUACCAAACAUGGUGGAUUCACUCCUUGAGGCUGGGUUUACGAAAGGCAUAUAAUCAUCGAGUGUAUUCAAUGGUGAUGAUGUACUCGGAGAACUUCACUCGAUGCAGCAUAGAAUAAGUCUGUAGUAAUAUCCUCUUAUGCUUGAUGCUUGUAAUAAUUUAUGAGUUUUACUGAUUGCUUCUAUUAUGUUUUAUGUUUUUGGUCUCUGAAAAUGUAGUUGGACUAUCUUGUGGUUGCUCAUUUCUUCUAUUAUGCAUGUAUAAUUAUGU